Colletotrichum paranaense is the source of this 1215-nucleotide messenger RNA. RefSeq lists its product as uncharacterized. The record is from RefSeq and is a predicted model, not a curated record. The transcript has 2 exons. Lineage: Eukaryota; Fungi; Ascomycota; Sordariomycetes; Glomerellales; Glomerellaceae. The annotation marks the transcript as partial.
AUAAUUGCCUUUUCCUACCCCAUCAAAACUCCGUCGUCGAGGACUGCUCUUCUCGACUCGCCAGAACCACUGCAAGAGGGACCAGAUUAUGUUUGGUCUUGCCAACCUGCGUGUCGCAGUUUUCCCAUGAUGAUCAUCAUGCCGUUGUCAUCCAUGACCCGGCCACGGUCACUAUGGCUUCUCCUAUGCCUCACCAUUGCCUCGGUGGUGUUGGCCGGCUCCGAACCCGUGCUGGAGGUUCUUCCCGCUCAGAUCACUGCCCCCGCAGUGCUUCCUCCCAUGGACGCCCUCGUCAUUGACGACCGCACGCCUACGAUGAUCAAGGGUCGGUGGACCAUGGUUCCCCCCGGGCACGACGAACUGAAGAAGCGAGACGACGAGGGCAUCACGUUGACGCCCAGCACAGCCGACAAGGCGUCAGCUACUGCCGCCUCGACUACGCUGACCGUUUCCGUCACGGUGCCCGCUGCGACUGUGGACUCUGCCUCGCCCCUGCCGUCGCCUUUCGACACCAGUCUCGCCUUUAACUUUACCAGCAACGACGGCGCGUCCUGUCCCCGCUUCAUCAACUCGCUCCUUACCAACCAGAACUUUAAAAAGUGCUACCCGUUGUCAUUGCUGCUCCAGGGCUCGAGAUCCUUCUUUGAGGCUGAAAAGAAGCUUCUGAGUAUUGUGAGGGUACUCGACGCCACCUGCGGCGCUGACGUCGAGUACUGCACAGAGUUCCUUACCGGUGUGGCCGGUAACCUAACGUUGGACGCCAACUGCGGCUCCGACUACCAGGCCGGCAACCCAAUCGUCAUGCAGGCCUAUCUCGGCUUGAAAUCGUAUGAGAUGCUGUACAAGGCUACCUGCCUUACCGACCCCGACACGUCCAUGUACUGCUUCGCCAACGCCGUCACCAACCUCACCACGCCGUCCAACGUCUACUUUUACUACCUCCCACUCAACAUGACUUUGCCUGCCAGUGCAAACCCCACCUGCGGCACGUGUCUCCGACAGACCAUGGAGAUUUACCAGACCUUCACCACAAACCGCAAACUCGCCAUCUCGUCAACCUACGAGGACGCCGCGUCGCAGGUCAAUACCAUAUGCGGACCAGAAUACGUCAACGACACGCUUCUGGCCGCGGUCAGCACGGCAGGGCUGUCGGUGCCCUCCUGGGCUCUGGCGGCGACGACCGUGACUCUGGCUCUGCUUUGCAACAUGUUGUAA